ACGCCCACUGAAGGGAGGUGACAGCUCCCGUAAGGUGGAGGUAAGUCGUGCCUCGAGUAGGCCUAUCCUGUUGUAGGGGCUCGCGAAAGGUAUGGCUGACGCACUCGGCCGGAGCGGCUUGCGGAAGCUCCAUGUGUUUUCGGUGAAGGAUAGAAUCGAAGGAGGAGAGAGGAGGGAGGAGGGAGGAGGGGGGAGGGAGGAAGAGAGGAGAAAGGAUGAGAAAGAGGAGGAGGAGGACAAGAAGGUGGCAGGAAGAGGGCGAAAGGAGGAAGACGAGGGUGGAAAAGUGGGGGAGAGACGAGGAGGAGGAGGAGGAGGAAGAGGACGAGCGCUGGGAGAAGUACGAAGAACAAGGAGGAGGAUCAUAGCGCCGAAAGACGCAGGAACCGACGAAAAGGAGGAGGAGCGGGGGGAGGAGGAGGAGGAGGAGGAGGAGGAGGAGGAGAAAGGGGAGGAGGAGGAGGAAGAGGAGGAUGAGGAGGAGGAGAAUAAUGGGGAGAAGAGCUUGGUACAUGGCUGGAUAUUUGAGCUAAGAUUGUUGAUGACGUCAACGCUGCAGAUUUGGACGAUCUCAUGCCGUCUUUUCUCGCUCUUCAUCGACAGUUGUUCAGUCACAAUCGAGGGCAGCAUACGUCCUCGCCGUUUGCCCUGUGUCUUCGCUCUCACGUGUCGUGCUGUGGGUUUGUGGGGCGCGGUGUUAGAGAGGGGCCGGGGAGGGAGUGUCGACAUGGCGCACAGGCCGGAGUUUGUGCCCAAUGUGGAGUUCGAAAACGAUCCAAAGCCCAAGCACGUCAUCUUGAAGUACGUGGAGAAGGGCCAAUUGUUUGUUAGCCCUUCGGGAGCUGACCCGAAGGGCAAUCAUGAGUUGCGUUGUAGAUUGUGCGGUCACCGCUGGGUUGGUAACCAAAGCAAGGCGACCCAGCACUUCAAUACCGUGCGCGAUCAUGAGAGGUGCCCACACGCAUGUGUUUAUAUCCUCAGGGACUUGCAGAGGGCAGGCAUCAAGUUGAAGGGGUCCCUCCCUGUUUAUGUACGGGAGGGUGACAGGGAGGGUGAGCUCGAAUUUGAGCAUCCCCUCAAUUGGAGAUUGCCUGGCGUCGUGGCACGACAGCCCCCGCUAGUUCGCGCGUGUGAUUUGGCACAGGGACGAAGGGGGGAUGGCAGGGAGGAGAGAGCACCUCCGGCACCUGCGGCGCGGCAGGAUGGAGAGGGCCAUUCUGCAGGAGUGGGCCCUUCAAGAGGAGGGGGCCCGUCCGCAGGAAUGGGCCCCUCUGGAUCAGCGGGCCCGUCUAGUGGAGGGGGAGAGGGAGCAGGAGAGGGCCCGUCUGGGGAGGGGACGAGUGUGACGAGGGAGGGCGUGCAGAGCACGCAAGGGCGAGACGCAUACCUCUUGGGUCGGCAGUCGCCGCCCGUAUCUCUGGUUCGCCCGGAUGAGACGCGGUACGGGACCAACUACAUCAUGCUUCAUCGCAUGUCGAGGUUGCGUGAGUCUUUGGAUGGUUGUGUCAGCUCCACUGCCUGGGCGACGAGCGCGUGGCUCCCCGCAUUGAGGGACGGCGCACGCAGGUGUUUCGACCCGCAGUGGUGGCAUCAGGUAGAGCUCGUCACCACCAUCAUGGGUCCUAUUCACGAGUUGCUUCAGCAGGUCGACUCUGACGGCCGCAGGGUCGGUGAUGUGUGGGGAUUACUAGAGAGGUUGCGGAUCACGGUCGAUCGACUAUCUCUUGAUGAGGCUUGUCACGAGCCCAUCAAAAAGAUAGUCAAGGAAAGGUCAGAUAUGAUGCUCACCCCCAUUCAUUGUGUUGCGUACUUGUUGCACCCCAAGUACCGCAGCAUCGACCUUUUGAUGCGAGGGACGAUGAGGGAGCGCAUUCUUGUGGCGAAUGCGCUUGACUACAUUGUGACCCAGAUCGACGGUGGCCGAGAGGGCGACGAGAUUGGACGAGUCUGGAGUUCUCUGCAGGACUUCCAUGGCAAGUACCCCACGGCCGCUCAUUGGGGGGGACCCGUCGGGGAUGCAGAGAUCGAGCAGCCUGACUUCGAUCCUGUGAGCUGGUGGAGAUUUCAGGGGGGACGACAUCCGACAUUGCGAGAUGUUGCCAUGCGCUGCUUGGGUGAGUGGACCACUGCCUCUCCUUGUCAGAGGAAUUGGUCGAUGCAUGACUUCGUCAACACGAAGAGGCGCAACAGGCUAGGCGUCGGGCAGUUGGAGAAGCUUGUGUUCUGUCACUGGAACCUGAAGCUUCUCCAGAGCAGUCACGCGCGCGGCGGGUUCAUCGGGCCAGGCCUCCCAGGGGUCGGACUGACUGACGUGGAGAGGAGGGCAGAGGACUAUUCCCGUUACGAGCCAGACGGGAGGGAGCCCGAUACAUACGACCCGGAGGAGAUCGAGAGAGAGGUCGAUCGCCUGAGGAGGCAGUCGAGAGGCAGACGCUUAGCGCGGGCCGCAGUAGCAUUGGCCCAGCAGAUUCAACAGCGGGGCGAGGACACGGUACACGGGGAGGAUGUGAUUGACGACGUCGUGUCAUGGUUAUCAGAGCCUUGUCGGGGGGACAGGUUUUUAGAUGGGGAGGCCCCCCCGACUGCGAGCCCCGCAGGUAGGAUGCUUCCGCCACGCGCCCCGCUUCGUGAUAGAGGCGUUCCCGCACGUACGCCCGCAUGCGAGGCAGACUCGGACAGCCUCCGUGGAGACGAGUUUCCCGACGUGUCGGGCGCCGUCGGGAUGGAUGAUGGCGGCUGGGGGGAUGGUCGUCCACCGGAGGCCGAUGAGCCGAGGGAGGCCGCUCGACCCCUGGAGUCUGAUGAGCUGAGGGAGGCCGCUCUUCGACCGUCCAGCACAGGAUCCGUUGAGGGUGCACCGCCUCCAUCUGCUGCACCAGCCACGGAUGCGACCACGCAACAUGAUACUCUCGCAGCGGCCGGUCAGGGUUUGCCACAUGCCCCCGCCGACGGGGGCACUACAUCUGCGGCUCCGAUCUUUUCUAGCCCGCACCGUGCAGUGGAGCACGAUUGUCAGGGGAGGUUCAUACGACGUCCCGGAUUCACGGGUCCACUAGACUGGUGGGCAGCAUCAACUAUUUCCCAAGAUGCUGAGAGGGAUUUGGCGGCGUACCUGCCGAGACCAUUGUCGGAUUUGCCGCGGGUCGACUUGGAUGCGAAGGCUGGUGGCGUGGAGUGUCGGGAGCCCUUUGGUGCUAAGGCUGCUGCUGGGGAGGCUGUUGCCACAGAGGGAGGCGCAGAGAGAGAGGAUAUCGCACGUGCCUUGGAGGGCGCCGGUUACUCCGUAGAGGAAAUCGAGCAAACGUUGGCGGGGUACCCAGAGGGACACAGACACAGUACCCAUCAUCCGGGGAUGCACACACGCCACGGUGUGGAUUGUAGCCACGCACGCGCUUCUCCCUUGCUGCCUCUGCCGCUUCCAGAUCCCUCUCUUGCACCGGACAUCGCAGGCGCGGGAUCGCACUCGUCUCCCGUGACGGAUGCUCAGGUUACUGGUGGACAGUGCAAUGGUCUACGGGACCAUGACUCCCCGGGCACGGGUCUUCGUCGUGCAGUUUACCCCAUGGACUGCGGCGCGCACUCGACGAUGCCAUUGCCGCCCAGAGAUCCCUCAUUCAUCAUUGAGCCGCUUCGACCAUUCGUUGGUCUUAAGCGGAAGGCAGUGGCUGCCACGGGACAGGAGGGUGGGAGAUCUACAGGUCGUGGCCGAGCCAGAGGCCGACCAUCGGGAGAGGAGAGGGUAGUGGGAGAGGGUGGUAUAUCAGCAGAGGGGCGUUGGAGAGGAGAGGGGCGCGGGAGAGGAGAGGGACGUCCCAGAGGCCGACCGCCCGGACGGGGAGAGGAGAGGGACGAGGCACGACUCGCGGGGGCAGGGCAUCAGGGGGGAAGGCCACUGCGGGUGGGAGAGGGUUCCAUGCGCACAUGGCGCCAGUCACAUCAUCUACCGCCGAGGCCGAGGAGGGCAUAGCGCAGCGCACCGCCAGGAGGCGUAGAGCAGAGCCGCCGAC
Messenger RNA from Chara braunii, 4007 nucleotides. The record is from the annotation of a GenBank genome assembly. Lineage: Eukaryota; Viridiplantae; Streptophyta; Charophyceae; Charales; Characeae.